Molecule: messenger RNA, 2040 nt
Organism: Budorcas taxicolor (takin)
Lineage: Eukaryota; Metazoa; Chordata; Mammalia; Artiodactyla; Bovidae
Gene: SLC5A9
Product: solute carrier family 5 member 9
Exons: 14
Coding region: 1-2040 (679 amino acids)
Biological process (GO): transmembrane transport
Cellular component (GO): plasma membrane
Molecular function (GO): D-glucose:sodium symporter activity
Source: RefSeq, a predicted model, not a curated record
AUGAGCACGGAGCUGGCAGCAAUGGGGCCUGGAGCUUCGGGAAAUGGGGUCAGCACUACGACAGUUCCACGCUCAGCGCCGGGUCCCGGAGUCAGCCUGCACGCCUACGAUAUCGCCGUCCUAGUUGUCUACUUUGUCUUCGUCAUCGGAGUAGGGGUCUGGUCAUCCAUUCGUGCGAGCCGAGGGACCAUCGGCGGCUACUUCCUGGCAGGGAGGUCCAUGAGCUGGUGGCCGAUCGGAGCAUCUCUGAUGUCCAGCAAUGUGGGCAGCGGCUUGUUCAUCGGCCUGGCUGGGACGGGGGCUGCUGGAGGUCUUGCUGUGGGUGGCUUUGAGUGGAAUGCAACCUGGCUGCUUCUGGCCCUUGGCUGGAUCUUCGUCCCCGUGUACAUUGCAGCCGGUGUGGUCACAAUGCCGCAGUACCUGAAGAAGCGAUUCGGGGGCCAGAGGAUCCAGGUGUACAUGUCUGUCCUUUCUCUCAUCCUCUACAUCUUCACCAAGAUUUCAACUGACAUCUUCUCUGGAGCCCUGUUCAUCCAGAUGGCCUUGGGCUGGAACCUUUACCUCUCCACGGUGACCCUGCUGGUGGUGACGGCCGUCUACACCAUCACAGGGGGCCUCACGGCCGUGAUCUACACAGACACUCUGCAGACGGUGAUCAUGGUCGGGGGAGCCCUGGUCCUCAUGUUUCUGGGCUUUCAGGAGGUGGGCUGGUACCCGGGCCUGGAGGAGCGGUACAGCCAGGCCCUCCCUAACGUCACAGUCCCCAACACCAGCUGUCACCUCCCCCGGCCCGAUGCCUUUCACAUGCUCCGGGACCCUGUGCGCGGGGACCUGCCCUGGCCAGGCCUCAUCUUCGGGCUCACGGUGCUGGCCACCUGGUGCUGGUGCACUGACCAGGUCAUUGUGCAGAGGUCUCUCUCCGCCAAAAGUCUGUCCCAUGCCAAGGGGGGCUCCGUGCUGGGGGGCUAUCUGAAGAUCCUGCCCAUGUUCUUCAUCGUCAUGCCCGGCAUGAUCAGCCGGGCCCUGUACCCAGAUGAGGUGGGCUGUGUGGACCCCGACGUCUGCCAAGCGAUCUGCGGGGCCCGUGUGGGGUGUUCUAACAUUGCCUACCCCAAGCUGGUCAUGGCUCUCAUGCCCGUGGGUCUGCGGGGCCUGAUGAUCGCGGUGAUCAUGGCCGCCCUCAUGAGCUCACUCACCUCCAUCUUCAACAGCAGCAGCACCCUGUUCGCCAUUGACGUGUGGCAGCGCUUCCGCAGGAACGCAACAGAACAGGAGCUGAUGGUGGUGGGCAGAGUGUUUGUGGUGGUCCUGGUCGUCAUCAGCAUCCUCUGGAUCCCCAUCAUCCAAAGCUCCAACAGCGGGCAGCUCUUUGACUACAUCCAGUCUGUCACCAGCUACCUGGCCCCGCCCAUCACUGCCCUCUUCCUGCUGGCCAUCUUCUGCAAGAGGGUCACAGAGCCUGGAGCCUUCUGGGGCCUCCUGUUUGGCCUGGUGGUGGGGCUUCUACGCAUGAUCCUGGAGUUCUGCUACCCAGCCCCAGCCUGCGGGGAGGAGGACCGCAGGCCGGCCGUGCUCAAGGAUUUCCACUACCUCUACUUUGCACUCCUCCUCUGUGGGCUCACGGCCAUCGUCAUCAUCGCUGUCAGCCUCUGCACAGCUCCCAUCCCCGAGGAAAAGCUGGCUCGCCUGACCUGGUGGACGCGGCACUGCCCCUGCUCUGAGCUGGAGAAGGAGCCCCCUGAGAGCACAGCAGGGACAGCGCAGAUGGCCUCUGGGGAGGGCCCCACAGGGGCGGGAGGAGCAGAAGACCCCAGCCGGGAGCAGCCUGGAGCCCCACGCAGGUCCUGGGGACAGUGGCUCUGGCGCUGGCUCUGCGGGCUCUCAGGAGCCCCGGAGCAAGUGCUGAGCCCCGCCGAGAAGGCCGCCCUGGAGCAGAAGCUGACCAGCAUCGCGGAGGAGCCGCUCUGGAAGCGCGUCUGCAACAUUAACGCUGUGCUGCUGCUGGCCGUCAAUGUCUUCCUCUGGGGCUAUUUCGCCUGA